UUCUCGAUGAUUGUGAGUACUUUCACGUGGUUAGCGUUGGCGCAGCCUGAUGUCUGCGUCCGCCUGGAUUUGUUUAAUCAAUGUUGGAAUCUGAAUAUUGGUCAGAAAGUCUUAUUUGGUAGCCUGAGUGUUCUUAAGUCUACUCAUGCGGCCAAUACUAAACCAGGCGUGGACUUUCAGGGGACAACGGCCAGGAUUAACCUAAGGGGUAUCUAGGUAAUAGUUCCGAGUCACACGGGGAGACUGACUGGUUAAAUAUGGUUGGGAAUGUCGGCAAUCUCUUGUAUUUGGAAG
Molecule: messenger RNA, 294 nt
Organism: Neurospora tetrasperma FGSC 2508
Lineage: Eukaryota; Fungi; Ascomycota; Sordariomycetes; Sordariales; Sordariaceae
Exons: 1
Coding region: 7-216 (69 amino acids)
Source: RefSeq, a predicted model, not a curated record